Molecule: messenger RNA, 390 nt
Organism: Gopherus flavomarginatus (Mexican gopher tortoise)
Lineage: Eukaryota; Metazoa; Chordata; Testudines; Testudinidae
Product: zinc finger protein 707-like
Exons: 3
Coding region: 29-313 (94 amino acids)
Biological process (GO): regulation of DNA-templated transcription
Source: RefSeq, a predicted model, not a curated record
CACUCAGAGAGCCCUCUACUGGGAUGUCAUGCAGGAGAACUAUGAGACUGUGACCUCGCUGGGCCAGAGAAUAACAUCCAUGUUUCGCUGCAGAUCAUCUCGUCCUCCCAGGGGCAAGGAAAUGGCUGCAAUGGAGCUGGCUCAGGGGCCGGUGACCUUCGAGGAGGUGGCUGUGUAUUUCUCCAGGGAAGAGGGGACUCUGCUGGACCCCACUCAGAGAGCCCUCUACAGAGAUGUCAUGCAGGGGAACUAUGAGACGAUGGUCUUGCUGGGUAAGGAUUCCUGUCCCUUCUGUUCUUGGAAGGGGAAAUGAAGAGUGAAGGUUCAUGCCACCCCCACAAUGCCAUCUGUACCCUGUCCUGUUUCAGCAUCACCCCAAUAGGCCAGUAA